Misgurnus anguillicaudatus (oriental weatherfish) is the source of this 2764-nucleotide messenger RNA. Lineage: Eukaryota; Metazoa; Chordata; Actinopteri; Cypriniformes; Cobitidae. The record is from RefSeq and is a predicted model, not a curated record.
UUCUUACAACUGUUCUUCGGUUGAGUGACUAAUAUCGUGUAUGCCACCGAUUUGUCCUGGAUAUCGGGCAUUGUGUGUGUCUGGAUAUAGACUCUGUAAAGCAGCAGUGCGUUGGUGAUACGGUGCUGUUGGGCUAUAAGCGCUGUAUUGUGCAUUUUCUUCUAAUCUAUUGCAUGCGAGGCUUGGACGAUGUUGUAGGUAGGUGGCAUGCAUGAUGUAAAGUGUGUUUGGGUGAGCUGGCGAGUGACCCAAUAAGAGCCUGUAAGAAUUUACUCCGCUAUUCAGUACAUGUGUGUAAUAUGAUACUUUUGUUAAUAGCGAGAGCGGAGGAAAUAACGAAGGUGACAAGACGCUGUAAGCUUCGGCAAAUUACUGUUACGCCGCUACCUUUCCAAUGUAAUGGAUGGGAACUAAGGUAAUUUAAUGCUGCCAUGUUUUUUUAUAAUUAUUUUUGUAUGGAAGUAUUUAUAUAAUAAAAAGAUAUUUUAAAUGCAAUGUAUUAAUAACGUGAAAGUGUGUUUGACCAAGUAACUUGUUCAUCAGUAUUAAUCAUGUGAAAUUGUCUGUUAAAGUAAAUUGUUCAUUAGUAUUAAUCAUGUGAAAUUGUGUGACAAAGUAACUUGUGUAUCAAUAUUAAUCAUGUGAAAUUGUGUUUGACAGAGCUAAUUCACUUGCCAGCUUGUAUCGAAAUGACCACUGUUUUUCCCAGUAGUAAAGUGUUUAGACUGAUUGUAUUUCUUUUCUUUUACUUUGUAUUUUGAUGUGAUUGUAGUUUUGUUUGUUUGUUUGUUUGUUUCUUUGGUUUUUUUCCUUGUCUGCCUGGUUAACGGGCCAGCGUAUUAUCACUCCGGCCUCUAGAGGGUGGUGUGUGUGUGUAGUGAUAAAUACCAGCGUGGAUUUACUUAUGAACACUGAGAGUGGGUUGUAUUUCUGAUAGAUGUGAUUUAUAGUAACACUGCUGAGAGUGACUAAAUUAUAUUCAGAGACUUGCCAUCAAUGACUAGGCCCGUUAUUCUGGUUGCAGCUAUUUUGAGUGUUUUUGUGUAACGUUUGUUUAAUUCUUUGUUUUGUGGAUUUAUUGUCAAACACUUCUACUGUGAACAGUAUACUUGCUGUUUUAUUCUUUUCUAAUAAAAGAAACCGUGUAUUCUUAUACUGUGUAAUUGUUCAUUAAAUUGAACCCCUGGCGCGGGCAUAGUGCCCUCUUGAAUAUCUAGACCAAAAGUCUGUUUGGUAACAUUUGGCGUAGUCGACAAGGGAUUUAUUGGUGUGGUACACGGUUAUUUUUGAUUUGAUUUAAGUUCUGGGAAAAACAGUGGUUGAAGAUCUGGAUUAUCACCAGGAGUCUGGAGCAGGCUGAUGGUGUCUUCUGCUGUGAGCUGUGAAUUACUUCUUCCUGGAGUUCUGGAUUCUUUCUUCGAGUAGAGAUAUUGAUAUAUACUUUUUUGUUUUUUUGUUUUGUUUGGGUUUUGCUUUUUGUUGUUUUUUCCCCCCCUUUAUUUAAAUAUGGCUGAGGAAAUGGCAUCACAACUACAGACGUUAACUGAAUUGGUAAAGCAGUUGCAGGUAGAAAAUGCUAGGCUUAGGGAGGAAACUACUCGAAGAGUGGUGGCUGUCCCAGCUGAUGAUCCACUGGAGGGUCCUGCAUCUGGGCUUACUCCUGAGACUAACUCUUUACCAACUUCUGUGUCUAGGCCUUCCCUUCCAUUGGUCGCUGAACGAUAUGUGUAUGUGCCAAGAGAGCGGAAGUGUCCUCGUUUCUCAGGAAAGGCAUCACAAGAUCCUCUAGGGGUAGAGGACUGGAUAGAUGAGGUGCGUAAUUCUCUGACCUUACGUCACAUGUCAGAUCUCGAACAAACUUUUUUUGUGUUUGAUUUGUUGGAUGGGGAGGCUAAGGCAGAGAUUAAGUUUAGGGCUCCCACAGAAAGGGAUACUUCAGAAAAGAUUUUUUCCAUUUUAUUGGAAACAUAUGGGUCUUUUAAGUCUUAUGUAGGUUUACAAACUCAGUUUUUUCAACGAAAACAGAUGGAGGGGGAAUCACUGAGGGAGUAUUCUCAUGCAUUAAUGUCCCUUAUUGAAGCGAUUAAAAGGAGAGACUCAAAAUGCUUUGCAAACCCUGAUUCUGUUCUUAGAGAUCAGUUUAUUGAACACGUGAGGGAUAGCAUGUUGAGAAGAGAACUAAAACGACGGGUACGUAUGGACCCAUCUCUUACAUUUUUAGAUGUGCGUACCGAAGCUAUUCAGUGGAUUGAGGAAGGGGAACGUACUGUAAGUCAAAGACCCCGUGCUUAUUCAUAUAGUAAUCAGGGAAAUGUUGGGGAGGUGCAUACUAAUGUUGCAUCAGUACAGUCUGUUCAUGAGUUAACAGAAUUAAAGGAGUGUCUUCGUAAACAGCAAACCCAAUUGGAUACUAUUAUGAAACAGUUAGAAACUUCAGUGCUCCCAAAGAGGGUUGAUGUUCGCACACGUAGUACUAAGUUUCCCUACCAACCAGACGGUAAACCUAUUUGUAUUCGCUGUAAUAAGCCGGGCCACAUUGCUAGGUUUUGUAAUGUUACUUCAGCCUCAUCUCAGAAUGGGAGGGAAGGGCCAAGAAACUGGAGUCAGGCUACUUCAGUAGCUAGGUCUGCAGUUGACCAAUCGGAAAACUAGAACCCUCCGUUGCUAGUGCCCAGGCAUCGGAUGGGGGGUCUUUGGGCAGCGAAGGAUGUAAUGGUAACAAGCUUAUAGGGAAUUGUCCAGUUGUAGAAAUGAUAGUGGGGGG